AUGCUUGCCCCCACUGCUGAGAAUGGCACUGAGGCCCAGCCAGGCACUGGGACAAAGGUUAACCCGGGACACUCCUGCACAGCGAUCCUGAUGUCUGUUCUGAGCCGUGCACUCAGAGGUCUGAUAAGUGACCGGCUCGGCAGCAUGGCGUCCGCCGAGCCCCUGACGGCGCUGUCCCGCUGGUACCUGUAUGCCAUCCACGGCUACUUCUGCGAGGUGAUGUUCACGGCGGCCUGGGAGUUCGUGCUGAACUUUAACUGGAAGUUCCCGGGGGUCACGAGCGUGUGGGCGCUCUUCAUCUACGGCACCUCCAUCCUCAUCGUGGAGCGCAUGUACCUGCGCCUGCGGGGCCGCUGCCCGCUGCUUUUGCGCUGCCUCAUCUACACGCUCUGGACCUACCUAUGGGAGUUCACCACCGGCCUCAUCCUGCGCCAGUUCAAUGCCUGCCCCUGGGACUAUUCCCAGUUCGACUUUGACUUCAUGGGCCUCAUCACCCUGGAGUACGCCGUGCCCUGGUUCUGCGGGUCCCUCAUCAUGGAGAAGUUCAUCAUCCGCAACACCCUCCGCCUCCGCUUUGACAAGGACGCCGAGCCCGGGGAGCCCAGUGGCCGCCUGGCCCUGGCCAACGGCCACGUCAAGACAGACUGA
Molecule: messenger RNA, 648 nt
Organism: Neomonachus schauinslandi (Hawaiian monk seal)
Lineage: Eukaryota; Metazoa; Chordata; Mammalia; Carnivora; Phocidae
Gene: TMEM229B
Product: transmembrane protein 229B
Exons: 2
Coding region: 1-648 (215 amino acids)
Source: RefSeq, a predicted model, not a curated record